Molecule: messenger RNA, 294 nt
Organism: Purpureocillium lilacinum
Lineage: Eukaryota; Fungi; Ascomycota; Sordariomycetes; Hypocreales; Ophiocordycipitaceae
Product: mRNA splicing protein sme1
Biological process (GO): spliceosomal snRNP assembly; mRNA splicing, via spliceosome
Cellular component (GO): U4 snRNP; U1 snRNP; U5 snRNP
Molecular function (GO): RNA binding
Source: RefSeq, a predicted model, not a curated record
AUGACUGGACGUGGUGGAGGCGGCGGUCGCCGCGUCUUGCUGCCCCCGAUCAACAUGAUCUUUAAGCUCCUCCAGACCAACGCUACCGUCAGCGUGUGGCUGUACGAGCAGCUCGGUAUCCGCGUGGAGGGCAAGAUUCGCGGCUUCGACGAGUUCAUGAACCUGGUCAUCGACGACGCCGUCGAGGUCGGCCUGGUCACCAAGACGAACGAGAAGGAGUGGCGGAAACCCCUGGGCCAAAUUCUCCUCAAGGGCGACAACGUGUCACUGAUCCAGAGCGUCGCCUCGUCGUAA